Messenger RNA from Micropterus dolomieu (smallmouth bass), 9669 nucleotides. RefSeq names its product KN motif and ankyrin repeat domains 4 (gene kank4). Bases 307 to 4917 code for a protein of 1536 amino acids. Gene Ontology annotation, molecular function: protein binding. Gene Ontology annotation, biological process: negative regulation of actin filament polymerization. The record is from RefSeq and is a predicted model, not a curated record. Gene Ontology annotation, cellular component: cytoplasm; cytoskeleton. The transcript is spliced from 10 exons. Lineage: Eukaryota; Metazoa; Chordata; Actinopteri; Centrarchiformes; Centrarchidae.
UCUAGCGUAGUAGUCUCCUUUCACUCACUGCUAUUCAUCACCAUCUAGGAUACACAAAAAAAACCCCACGCAGGUAGACAGAAUACUGUGCUAGUGGACUGAAGAGUUUUCAUUUGAGCUGAUAGACACAGAUAUAUGUACAUUACCUUGGAAAGAGUUAGAAAGCACAGAUCUGUAGAAGCGCUGUUGAAGCUGAAGUUUUCUCUCCACUACGUUGUUUGUCCCAAAGGAUACCACACGCAGCUACAGAGGCUGCCAGCUCCAACUGUAGCAAACACAAAUCGAUGACUGAGAACUCCGCCUCCCAUGAUGGACAAGAAAAGUGCCAACGGCUUUCAGACCAAGGCCAGUGAGGGCGGUGUUCAGAGGAAGCAACUGCCCUACUCAGUGGAAACUCCCUAUGGCUUCCACCUGGACCUGGACUUCCUCAAGUAUGUUGACGAUAUUGAAAAAGGCAAAACCAUCAAAAGGGUCCACAUUCAGCGCAGGGUCAAGGGCCCACCCAAAUUCAGCACUCUGCCCAGGAAUUUCAGCCUUCCUGGGCAUGGGGCUAGGCCUGCCCCUAAGGAAAAGGACAGCACAUGGUCUGGGACAUCCACCCUAGGGCCCAAGCCUAAAUCAAGGGUAACAGAGGUCCAACAGAUCUUUGACUUCAAGGCAAGUGAAGGGGCAACUUCAAGCCAGAGCAGCAGGGGAACAACCAGUCAGGGAACUGGCUACAGUUCAGCUAAGCCCAGAGAUGAAGUAGGAGCUGGGGCUCGGGAUGUUGAAGAGAAAACUGUGGAGAUUCAAAGUCGGCCGAACCUGCUCCGAGCAUCAAGCAUGCCCAUCACCCUACAGCAGCGGAAAGGUUCUGAUUCAAGCAGUCCAGACCGUAUUGUGGGAACACCGGAGAGUGGCUCAACGGAGAACAUGUUCCGGGCUUCACCGGACAUAACAGAGAGACGGUGUGUUCCCCAGGAUCGGACAGGGCUUCACCAGCAGAUCACAGUAGCGCUGAAACGGGUCAGAGAACUAGAAGAGCAGGUCAAAACAAUCCCAGAACUAAAGGCUCAGAUCUGCUCACUGAGGGAGGAGAGAGAGCAGCUACUGCUUCAGCUCCAAGCCCAGGCCCAAGCCCAGGUUUCCAUAUCAUCCUCUACAAUAGCACAGAGUUAUGAUUCUGGGACACACACUCAGCCACAAGGACAAAGACCUUCAGAAGGGCUCAACUUAGCUCUGAUGACUCAACGCACUGGAGGUUUAGAAGCUUCAGAGUGUGUGCCAGCAAAGCCAGUAACAGGGAAAGAGAAACAAAGUGUGACAGAGAAAAGUACAGUGUUACAAAAAGAGAGGGAGAUAAAUCAGGAAUCUGUCAAGAGUUCCUCAGCACAUGGAGACAUGGGUACAUUGUCAGAGAGACAGUCACAGCCAUCAAAAAAAUCAGACCAACAGAAAGAGACAUCAGAGAGUCCAUUGGAACAUGCUGUGCAAAAGCUAUCACAGGACAUUGCAGGACAAGAAUUAUCAUCGCUUAGGAUGGCUAUAAAAGAUGUAGAGACUAGCAGUAUUCAAGAUGGUAAUGCAGCAAAAGGAGGAAAACUUGAGGAACCAGACCGUAUGAAGCUGCAGGAGAAGUUAAUGACACUGGAGGCUAAACUUACUCAAGCUAGCCAAGAGCUGGAGAGAACUAAUCUUCUUUUGAAAGAACAAUUAGAGGAGAACAAGGUAAAAGAGGAAAGAAUACUACAACUGAGUGAUGGAAUGAGAGUGGAGGUGUGUACUACAGAAGCAUACAGCAGACCAAGAAGAGAGAGUAUUGACACAGGGACAGAGACUGAGAAGGUAGAUUUUUCAAACCAAGAGACAGAGACAGAACCACCUGGUAAAGUAGAUCAGGGAACAGAUACAGAUAGAAUAUGUAUUGAAGUGAGUGUACCCAAACCAGAGACCGGAAGUAUAGAUCAAGGAACAGAGAAUAAUAAAGUUGACACACAUGAACAGGUGACAGAGAUGGAGGCAGAAGUAGCUCCUGUGAGCCCACCAAGACCCAGAGCCAACAGCAUGGAACGGGGCACAGUAACUGAGAGGAUCACCACUCAGGAUCAGAUGACCGAGACACCUGUUGCUGAAAGGGUCAACCAAGUCACAGAAACAGAAGGAGAGACAAUAACAGAUCAUCCUCAGAGACCGAGGGCCAGCAGUGUAGAUCGGGGGACAGAGACAGAGAGAGUGAACACAGUGGACAGAGUGACAGAGACAGAGGAAGCAGAGAGGACAGACCAGCAGACUGAGACAGAGAUAAACAGACAACAGGAUAACAAUCCAGGCAGAGAUGCAGAAGUCGAGAGUCAAGUGAGAGAAAGUGCUGGCAGAGAAAGAGUAGAAGACGUAGUGACUGUGGUCAGUGAAAGAGUGGAAGCACAUGAAAUAAUUCAAAGAGAAAGCGGAGUUGAACAAACUGUUGUUUCAGAUAUUGUAAGCCAGGAUGAAGCCUGUGCCAGUCCACUUGUUGUAGCAGGAGAAAAUAUAGAAUAUGAAAUUGAAGCUGUUAUGGCACAGAAUGACUCAGAAACAAAGGAAAUGAUAGCCCCAAAGAGUGAAGUAACAGAAAUUGUUAAAACACAGCAGAUUGCACUUGAGACUGUAGAAAAGAAACAAACAACAGAAGGUGAAAUUGUAUGUGCAACAAUCAAAGAAACUGUGGUCAUUGACACAGUUGUAGUAGCAGCAGAGAAUGGAGCUGAGAAGACAGUAGCUCCUGUACGACCCCAGAGAGGCCGAAAGCCCUCGGCAGAGCAGGCACAGCCAUCACCUCCUCAACUUCAGGCUGCACCUGUGCAUCCCCGUAGGGGAUCCAAUGAAACUCAAGCCGAUCAGUCCCAGCCCCAUGUGAAGGUACAGGGUCCACCUCAGCUCAAGACCCAAACCCCCACACAGCUCUCUGAACCACAGGUAAAACAUCCAGUUAUAUCUCUGUCUCAGGCUGGGGACCACACCCUAGAAAAGAGGACUCCUGGGGAGUCUAGUGAGAAACAAUCUCAAUCACAACCUCAGACUGAGACUCAGUGCCCUUCUCCAGGCUCCAGUGAAGUCCAAACCCGACCCAAAUCAAUUCAAGCACAGUCUCAGUCUCAAACCAGUGCAACUCGACGGGACUCCAAAGAGCUUAAAACACCACAGAGAGGAUCCAGGGUAUCACAACCUCCUAUUCGUGGAUCCGGAGAAGCCCAGACUCACCAGGUGUCAUGUGACACCCAACCUCAGUCUCAGGGCUCUCGUAGAAGUUCCAGUGAGACUCAACACCCUCACAAAGAUACCAACGAGACACAAUCACUGCGCAGGGGCUCCAGUGAAACAUCCCAGCGUGGUGGUUCAAGUGAAGCCCAGGCCUCACGCCGGGAUACUGGAGAUGCCCAGCCUCCUCGCAGAGGCUCCAGUGAGUCACCAACAUCGCCUGCGGCUUUGGGCCAAGUCGUAACACGGUUAACAGGGCUUUUGGGGGAACAGUGGGCACAGCUGGGGAGCAGCUCUGGAACUCAACAGAUGGCCAGCCAGCAGGAAGGCCCCAGCACACAGAAACAGGCGGCAGGGAAAAGAGCAGAGGCAGGCAAAGGAGCAUCAGCCAAGCCUGCAGGGAAAGCAGUCCCUACAGCAACAACAGGGAAACCAGCAGGGAAGCCUGGUCCCUCCAAAAUGAGCUCUAUUCAGAGUCAACUGGUCAGCUCCCUCAGUGUCCUCUCUGCCUUCUACUCACCAGGCCAGAAAGCUGCUGCUGCCAGCAAACAGCAAGAACAAGGUCUCAAAUCUAUUAUGAAGAAAAACGGUGUUGCUGACAAGCAGGGGAACAAAGGAGCCAAGAAAAACCUCAAGUUUGUUGGGGUGAAUGGAGGCUAUGAGACAACAUCCAGCGAAGAGUCUAGUGGAGAUGAGAAGUCAAAGGUGGAGGUGGAGGAGGAAGAGGAGGACAGCUCAGAACCAGAGGUAGAGAAGGAAAAGGAGACGGAGUUUCAGCCAGCAGAGAAGUCUGAGGAGGGAGGAGAGACCCAACAGAAGGAUGCGGAGGUCUCAGCUGAGGAAGGAGGUGCAGUGGCUGCAGAGAAGGAGAGUGAAAGAGGCCUGCUGGAUCCAGACGUCAGCCAGGAGCUCCUGGAAGAACAGGCUGAAGGGGAGAAAGUUGACAAGAGUUUUAUAGAUGCCUGCCUCUAUGUAAAAGACCGCAUGGAAGAGGUUUCAUCCCCAGAUAAAGAAAUGCGCCAGAUUUUAGUGGUGCUCUACCAGGAGUGGUUCAAGGUUUCCAGUCAGAAAAACUCACAGGCUGAUACUGUCAGAUUAUACCUGCGACAAGUGGGCAUGACCACACCCACUCUUCUGCCAUAUGUCGUUAACUUGACAGACGGCAAUGGGAAUAUGGCCCUCCACUACAGUGUGUCGCAUUCAAACUUCCCUGUCGUGAAACUGCUGCUAGAUACUGGUCUAUGUGAGACAGACAAUGUGAACAAGGCAGGCUAUACCCCAGUGAUGCUUGCUGCACUGACAGCUGCUGAGACCCCUGAUGAUCUGGAAGUGGCACAACAACUGUUGAAACUGGGUGACGUCAAUGCAUGCUCCAGACAGGCAGGCCAGACGGCACUCAUGCUUGCAGUGAGCCACGGUCGAGUUGCCAUGGUGAAGCUGCUCCUGAGCUGCGGCGCGGAUGUAAAUGCCCAGGACCGCGAGGGCUCCACAGCCUUGAUGUGCGCCUGUGAACAUGGACACACACAUAUCGUUCGUUUGCUGAUGGAGACAGGUCGCUGUGACACCUGCCUCACAGACAAGAAUGGACAGACAGCACAAUCGGUGGCAGAGGGAGGCUCCCACCAAGACAUAGUUGACCUUCUGAAGGCCCAUGCUGAGACCCGAGCCUCUGAGCCCUCAUCUACCACAGACCUCCUCUGAGCCAGGCCAAACCUGUUUACUUUCAGCUAGCUGACCCCCAACCCUUCAAUUUCCAAGACCCUCUGCCCACCAACAAAGAGGGAAAAGGUUGAAUUUAAGGCAAGAUGACACCAUACAAGACUGUGUGACCAGUGGAAAAAGUGGAUACGCUCUGUUUACUGUGGAACUACAUAUACACUUCUGAGGGUGUCUAGCCAUGUAUGCCCACAUUCUUCUUCCACAUCUCUGCCAACAUGCCCAGUGGGUGUUUAUGGAUAUGCUGCAUCAACCACUCAGUGGACAGACAACAAAGGGGGGCCGGUUGGAUUGAUGAUAAGAAAUUACCAUACUGACAAGUGUGAUUGACGGGAUAUGGUGAGAAUAUAACGAGGGACCAGGGAUGGACGGAUUGUCAAGGGUUCUUAUCAUCAACUAUCUCUUCAAGCAAAAUACUAAGCACAUGAUCUACCUGUCAAAUAUACGAUAUUGAAUAUGACAUUAUUUCUAUAUUUUCUUUUGUAACAUUGACAUCAUCCUUGUCAUAUUUGGACAUAAGCCAUUAUUGAGAACAUAGUAUGUAGAAUGAUAUUAACAGAAUAUAAUCAUAUACAAACACAGAAACUGUAUUUUCUACUGCACUUUUUUAUUGUGUUCGUGUACAGUAAAUAGCCCUCUCCAAUAUAGAUGUCCAAAAGAACCUAUAUAUCUCCAAAACAGCGAAUUAGAAAACUGAAAAAAAGAAUAGAACUUUAGUCGAAUUUCCCAUUAUUCAGUGGAUAUUUGAUAUCAUUUAAUGUAUUGUUUUUGCAAUAGUAAUGAUGUUUUUCACAUACGGGACAUGGUGAUCAACAUCUGUGAAAUACUGAAAAACUGUAAAACCUAGUUGGAGAUAAAAUGUUUCUGUUGGACACAAAGGAAAUGAUUUUUAUAACCACCGUAUAACCAGAUUAAAGAAAGACAAAAGUCUUCUAAUAAGAGGACUGCACUGUUCAGGAGGUGCUGCAUGCCAAUACACAGUUAUUCCCCUACUGGCUGUCUUAUAGUACUAAAUAACAGUAUGUUGUAAUACUGUCUGUUCUCAUGAUUAACAUCUCUCUCUUUCUUCUUCCCUCAGUUCAAAUAUAAUGUAUGUCUUGUUCGCCUGCUCGUUUCAAAUCAAAUCAUGUAUGCAACUGCUACAAAAUGCACAAUGAAUGUCAGGCUGGCUGUGAUACAUUCCAAGAAAACAUGUAGCAAGUAACUAUACUGGCAUGGAUCAUGGGACUAACAGAGACAUAGUCAUAGACAUACAGUAGUCAGUGGAUAUGGCAGACAUAGGAAUGACUCUUGAUAGUUUUACCAUGUGUGACUAAAUACAUUUAUUUACUAAGAAAAUCUUAAUUACAAAGAUCUGUGCUACCUGUCUUCAAGUUACUAACUAGUUUACUUUGUUCCUGCCUCAAGGCAUUCAUAUUUCAAAUGGUGAACUAACAAGAUGUGAAAGUAAUGGGUUGUUUAUGGCUUGCAGUCCUAAAAGAAGCAAUACUAAUGGAAUACUACCUUUUCAGUCAGAAACUAGGUAGGGAGAGAGGUGUUGGUCUAGCCUUAAUCAGAUGAAAGGUGAGAUGUGCUUCAGGGAAUGUGGUCUUUUUCUUCUGUUUUACACAAACCUACACCUAUAUUCCUAAAGUUUCUUAAAACAAGAGUACUGGUCUGAUACAAUGUUUACAACUUAACAGCUCCCCUUCAGUGACCCCUGCAGAAAUCCCCAAAAUGUCCAGCAGGUCAGGAAGUUUACAGGAAACAAAGGGAUCAAUACAUUUACAAGUAAACAGACAUCUGGAGGAGUGCUUUCACCCUUCUGGAGAAAGAUCAUGACUGGUGGAUGUAACCAAUAACUUUUUUUGAAAAUUUACAUUUACAUGAAGUUGCGUAAAUUUAAAAAGAAUGGUCAAAAUGAAAGAAGAAGCAUACCCCUUAAUACUCCAAGAUAACCCUGAAGGUAUCAUCUGGGUUAUUUUCACUGACACUGACAAACUCCUCCAGAGAAGAUAUUAAAAUAUUGUUUUUCCAAGCUGAGUAGUGCUCCUCAAGGCGACUAACUGACCUUUCAAGUGUAAAUUUGGUGCAGUGCCUCUUUAAAUAAUGCCGGGGAUUUGCAGGGAUUACUUAAGGUUGAAUUUAAAGGGGAAUACCACUCAUUUUAACAACUGCCAUAUACGUGGUCUGUGACGGUCCAGUCAGUCUUUAUAAUAAGACAAAAUUAAUAACUUUCUACAGAGGCAACAUUGUGGUCAAAGACUUGGAUCACAGUGAACUCUGGAGAGUAUUCAGCAUUUGUUUCUUACUGACAAAUUAAACUUCUUAGCUCUUUAAUGUAUUGGUUUGUUUAGUCAUAAUAAAUCUACACUCGACACCGACCACUUUAUUAGGUACACCUUGCACCUACUACCGGGUUAAACCCCCUUUUGCCUUCAGAACUGCCUUAAUUCUUCGUGGCAUACUCUGUUGGAAACAUUCCUCAGAGGCUUUGGUCCAUAUUGACAUGAUAGCAUCACGGAGUUGCUGCAGAUCUGUCGGCUGUACAUCCAUGAUGUGAGUCUCCCGUUCCACCACAUCCCAAAAGUGCUCUAUUGGAUUGAGAUCUGGUAACUGUGGAGGCCAUUGGAGAACAGUGAACUCAUUGUCAUGUUCAAGAAACCAGUUUGAGAUGAUUUGAGCUUUGUGACAUGGUGCAUUAUCCCGCUGGAAGUAGCCAUCAGAGGAUUGGUACACUGUGGUCAUAAAGGGAUGGACAUGGUCAGGAACAAUACUCAAGUAGGCUGUUGAGUUUAAACGAUGCUCAAUACUACGGUACUAAGGGGCCCAAAGUGUGCCAAGAAAAUAUCCCCCACAUCAUUACACCACAUUCAAGGCAAGAUGGAUCCAUGCUUUCAUGUUGUUUACGGAAAAUUCUGACCCUACCAUCUGAAUGUCACAGCUGAAAUUGUGACUCAUCAGACCAGACAACGCUUUUCCAAUCUUUUAUUGUCCAAUUUUGGUGAGCCUGUGCAAAUUGUAGCAUGCAGUCACAUGCUGCAGUCACAUUGUGUUCUUAGCUGACAGGACUGGUACCCGGUGUUGUCUUCUGCUGCUGUAGCCCAUCUGCUUCAAGGUUUGACGUGUUGUUUGUUCAGAGAUGGUAUUCUGCAUACCUUGGUUGUAACAAGUGGUUAUUUGAGUUACUGUUACCUUUCUGUUAUCUUGAACCAGUCUGUCCAUUCUCCUCGGACCUCUGACAUCAAGGCAUUUCUGUUUACACAACUGCCGCUCACGAGAUAUUUUCUCUUUUUCGGACCAUUCUCUGUAAACCCUAGAAUAUUGUGCGUGAAAAUCCCAGUAGAUCAGCAGUUUCUGAAAUACUCAGACCAGCCCGUCUGACUCCAACAACCAUGCCAUGUUCAAAGUCAGCUAAAUCCCCUUUCGUCCCCAUUCAGAUGCUCGGUUUGAGCUUCAGCAAGUUGUCUUGACCACGUCCACAUGCCUAAAUGUACUGAGUUGCUGCCAUGUGAUUGGCUGAUUAGCUUUUUGUGUUGACAAGCAAUUGAACAGGUGUACCUGAUAAAGUGGCCAGUGAGUGUAUAUUGCCAUGCCUAAUUUAACAACUUUUUUUCUGAGAUGCAGUGUGAUCUGACCACUGAUAAUGCACCAGUACUCCCAGACACUAUUAAUGUGGGUGCUAAUAUGGGACUAUAUAGAUUGACAUGAAGAUAGACUGAUUAUAUUAGGCAUCAUGAUUAUAUAGUAGUAUAUACAGUGGCUUAAUUUACUUAGCAACAGUGGACAUUUUUUAACAUUAUAUAUACAUAUAUAUAUAUAUAUGAAGUGUCUUAGCAAUCAGAUCAUCGUCAUUUGUUGCGUCACAAAGUAGCACAUAUUUUCUCAACACGAGGCUGCAUUUACACAGGAUCAAAAACAGAAUUUCAGCACAUCUGAUCAUUAUUGGUUGUUUGUAUAUUAAGGGAUGAAGAUUAGAGUCUGUGUAGCUUUCCACAUUUCAGACAACCAAAGGAUGAUCCGAUCUGUGCUUUGUAAAAUAUCUGGUACAUCUGGUCUUCCGUGCCUGUGUGUUAAAUCUUAAGGUAAAUUGCAUCCAUAUGUUUAAUCCAGUGUGACCCAGAUGUAAUAAGGUUUCAUAACUGGCUCAGCAACCAAAGAACUGAAAUCAAUCUGUUUCACAUGGGGUUAAGUAUAUAGUUUUAUCUGUCCCUGUAAAUUCAGCCAAAUACAUGUACAUACAGUAUUGUGAAAAAUAUAUAAUAUAUAUAACAAGUAUUGACUGACAGUUUGCUCUAAAAAAAAUUAUUAUAUUAUGUAUUUAUUCCAAAUGAUAUAUUUUUACCUUAUAUAGUGUACUUAUGUAUGCAUGGACAAAUAUUCUGGGGAUUCUGUUGGAAGGGAAUUUGGAUGAUUGGAAAUUAUGCUGAGUGUUCCCUAAUGAUGUGAUUAUUCAGCUAACCUUUGGUUGGGUGGUAUAGUACGUGUGUGAUUUAACAAGGUUGUGGAUUGUGUCAUGUGCCCUUUAAUGCUACCUUUGAUAUUUGUGGGGAAAAUAUGAAGCAGAUUUGACACUGUCUUAAACUAUAAGGGUAAUAUCUCCCUUGUAUGAGCACCCAUCUGAAAAUUGAAGUGUAUGUACAUGACAGUCAAAUGUAAAAACCUGUACCUCUCUAAAAUAUUCCAUGUACAAUGGGCUUAUAUGUUGCAAACCAGAGAACUACUUCUAAAUAAAUUAAUUAAUUUCAAGAUUUAAAA